Juglans regia (Persian walnut) is the source of this 474-nucleotide messenger RNA. RefSeq lists its product as uncharacterized. The coding region runs from base 43 to 474 and encodes 143 amino acids. The record is from RefSeq and is a predicted model, not a curated record. NCBI's taxonomy places the organism in Eukaryota, Viridiplantae, Streptophyta, Magnoliopsida, Fagales, Juglandaceae. Gene Ontology annotation, molecular function: zinc ion binding. The transcript is spliced from 2 exons.
UAUUCUGCUCCUACCAUCUGUCAAUCAUGACGUAGACAAACUAUGGCAUCGAUUCAAUCAUCAUCGUGUGUAGUUAAUGAUCUUGAAAUCGAAUCACCAAGUUGUUGGUGUGGUUUGAAAGCGCCAUUAAAGAUCUCCUACACCCACAAUAAUCCUGGACGGAAAUUUUAUGCUUGUCCGAAUUAUCAUACGGGAGAAAGAAAAUGUAAAUUCUUCAUUUGGGCAGAUAUACUUCAAUCAGUAUUAUCUGAGAAAAACUUGACAAGAGAUAAUGAUCUUCGGAAGAGGGAGGAUGCUGUAUUGUUGCGUGAGUAUGAAGCUAAAAAAGAAAAAGACAAACUAAUAGAUAGAGAGCAAAUGCUGAAGAAGCAUGAAGACGAGCUUCGAAGAAGGAUAGUAGAGAAUAGGGUCGUACGUAUAUUGUUGUGUCUAUAUUGGUUUGUAUCUCUUGUAAUAGUUUUUGGUUGGUGGUGA